GCUGCGCUCAUCGCUCCGUGGCGUCGCUGCGACCUCUGGACUCUUGAUCCUCCAACACCAGGACGGUCUCUGCUUUCGGCUGAAUCCACUUUGAAUUUUCUUAUUCUGUGACUUAAAAACCACUGGCAUUUUUUUUGGACAUUCUGGACCUUCAGACCUUUUCUGGACCUUCUGAAUCUUCAGAACGUUUCUGGACCUUCAGGACUUUUCUGGGCGUUUUGGAUCCGGUUUAGCUCGUUUUCUUAUUUUUUCUUAUGGACUCAGAGGGUCACACUGUAAACAUUGUUGUUUCUGUCCUCGCCACCUCCCCACGAAAGGAUUUACAUUUUGAAACUCCAGUAAAUGUUUAAACUUUGCCGCUUGGAGGGGUCCAGCUGAAACGUCGGUGUGUUUUGGAGGGAAACGCCUUGUUUACCCAUUUUUAUUGAAGCGCUGUGGUGUCUGACCGGGUUGGGACCCUGGAAUGGUGCUGGAGCUCCUGGGGCCCUCGUUCGCAGCAGGUUUUCUCAGCACGGCCCCUCAUUGCUCAUCUGUGGGUUCUGGGCUGUGAUGGAGGAGGAGUGGCCGUGGUCAGGGGAACCUAGUCAGCAGGUGUCCUAUGACCAGCUGGAAGGUCGCUUCAAACAGCUGCAAGAUGAGAGGGAGGCGGUGCAGAAGAAGACCUUCACCAAGUGGGUCAACUCCCACCUGUCCAGAGUGUCCUGCAGGAUCACGGACCUGUACAUGGACCUGAGAGAUGGACGGAUGCUCAUCAAGCUGCUGGAGGUUCUGUCCGGGGAGAGACUGCCGAAGCCCACCAAAGGCCGGAUGCGGAUCCACUGUCUGGAGAAUGUGGACAAAGCUCUGCAGUUCCUGAAGGAGCAGCGGGUCCACCUGGAGAACAUGGGAUCCCAUGACAUCGUGGAUGGAAACCACCGCCUAACGCUGGGCCUCAUCUGGACCAUCAUCCUCCGCUUCCAGAUUCAAGACAUCAGCGUGGAAACUGAAGACAACAAGGAGAAGCGGUCGGCCAAAGACGCCCUGCUGCUCUGGUGUCAGAUGAAGACGGCUGGGUAUCCCAACGUCAACAUCCACAACUUCACCACCAGCUGGAGAGACGGCAUGGCCUUCAACGCGCUCAUCCACAAGCACAGGCCUGAUCUGAUCGACUUUGACAAACUGAAGAAGUCCAACGCUCACUACAACCUGCAGAACGCCUUCAACCUGGCCGAGCAGCACCUGGGCCUGACCAGUCUGCUGGACCCAGAAGAUAUCAGCGUGGAUCAUCCCGAUGAGAAGUCCGUCAUCACCUACGUGGUGACGUACUACCACUACUUCUCCAAGAUGAAGGCGCUGAAGGUGGAGGGCAAACGGAUCGGAAAGGUCUUGGACAACGCCCUUGAGACGGAGAAGAUGGUCGAGAAGUACGAGUCUCUGGCGUCGGACCUGCUGGAGUGGAUCGAGCAGACCAUCAUCAUCCUCAACAACAGGAAGUUCGCCAACUCUCUGAUGGGGGUCCAGCAGCAGCUGCAGGCCUUCAACACGUACCGGACCGUGGAGAAGCCGCCCAAGUUCGUGGAGAAGGGGAACCUGGAGGUUCUGCUCUUCACCAUCCAGAGUAAGAUGAGAGCCAACAACCAGAAGGUGUACAUGCCGCGCGAGGGAAAGCUCAUCUCCGACAUCAACAAGGCAUGGGAGCGCCUGGAGAAGGCGGAGCACGAGCGGGAGCUGGCUCUGAGGACGGAGCUCAUCCGCCAGGAGAAGCUGGAGCAGCUGGCCCGACGCUUCGACCGCAAGGCAGCCAUGAGGGAGACCUGGCUCAGCGAGAACCAGAGACUGGUGUCCCAGGACAACUUUGGCUUUGACCUUCAGGCGGUUGAAGCAGCUACCAAGAAGCACGAGGCGAUUGAGACGGACAUUGCAGCGUACGAAGAGCGCGUCCAGGCGGUGGUUUCCGUGGCGAGGGAGCUGGAAACGGAGCGCUACCAUGACAUCAAGCGCGUUGCAGCCAGGAAGGACAACGUCAUCCGACUGUGGGAGUACCUGCUGGAGCUGCUGAAGGCGCGCAGGCAGAGGCUGGAGAUGAACCUGGGCCUGCAGAGGGUCUUCCAGGAGAUGCUCUACAUCAUGGACUGGAUGGACGAGAUGAAGAUGUUGCUCCUGUCUCAGGAUUAUGGGAAGCAUCUGUUGGGGGUGGAGGACCUGCUGCAGAAACACGCCCUGGUGGAGGCCGACAUCGCCAUCCAGGCCGACAGGGUGAAGGCCGUGUCCACCAACGCCAGCAAGUACUCCGUCUCUGACAGCGGCUACAAGCCAUGUGACCCUCAGGUGAUCCAGGACCGAGUGUCCCACCUGGAGUUCUCCUACCAGGAACUGACCCAGUUGGCUGCUGAGCGCCGUGCCCGUCUGGAGGAGUCUCGCCGCCUCUGGAAGUUUUUCUGGGAGAUGGCGGAGGAGGAGGGUUGGAUGCGUGAGAAGGAGCAGAUCCUGUCCUCCAUGGAGCAUGGGAAGGACCUGACGGGGGCGCUGCGCCUCCUCAGCCAGCAGCGCGCCCUGGAGGACGAGAUGAGCGGCCGCGCCGGCCACCUGCAGCACACCAUCGCCGAAGGCCAGGCCAUGGUGCAGGCGGAUCACUUCGGCUCAGCCAAGAUCCAGGAGCGCAUCGCCGACCUGCAGGCGCAGUGGGCGGCGCUGGAGCAGCUGGCUGCCGGGAGGAAGAGGAGGCUGGAGGAGGCUCUGGCCCUGCACCAGUUCCAGGCUGACGCCGACGACGUCGACGCCUGGACGCUGGACGCGCUGCGCAUCGUCUCCAGCGGAGAGACGGGCCACGACGAGUUCUCCACCCAGGCGCUGGUCAGGAAACACAAGGACGCGGCAGCGGAGGUGGCCAGCUACCGGCCCGUCAUCGAUGCGCUACACGAGCAGGCCGCCGCGCUGCCCAAGGAGGAGGCGGAGUCAGAGGACGUGCGCGGACGGUUGGCUGGGAUUGAGGAGCGCUACAAGGAGGUGGCGGAGCUGACGAAGCUGAGGAAGCAGGUGCUGCAGGACGCGCUGGCACUCUACAAGAUGUUGAGUGAAGCUAACGCCUGCGAGGUCUGGAUCGACGAGAAGGAGCAGUGGCUCAACAACAUGGAGAUCCCCGAAAAACUGGAGGACCUGGAAGUCGUCCAGCACAGGUUUGAGAGUCUGGAGCCAGAGAUGAACAACCAAGCGUCCCGUGUGGCCGUGGUGAACCAGAUCGCCCGGCAGCUGAUACACAACGGUCACCCGAGCGAGAAGGACAUCAAGACCCAGCAGGACAAGCUCAACAACAGGUGGGGCCAGUUCCGGGACCUGGUGGACCAGAAGAAGGAGUCCCUGAACUCGGCUCUGGGUGUGCAGAACUACCACCUUGAGUGCAACGAGACCAAGUCCUGGAUCAAAGAGAAGACCAAAGUCAUCGAGUCCACCCAGGAGCUGGGCAACGACUUGACCGGGGUCAUGGCCCUGCAGCGCAAACUGACCAGCAUGGAGCGGGACCUGGCCGCCAUCGAGGACAAGCUGGGCGACCUGCGAGGAGAAGCCCAGCGGCUGGCCGAGGAGCACCCCGACCAGGCCAAGGCCAUCACGGGCCGCCUGGCUGAGAUCACCGCCGUCUGGGAGGACAUGAAGAACACUCUGAAGACCCGCGAGGAGUCUCUGGGGGAAGCCAGGAAGCUUCAGCAGUUCCUGCGAGAGCUGGACGACUUCCAGUCCUGGCUGUCCCGCACGCAGACGGCCAUCGCCUCCGAAGACAUGCCCAACACGCUGGCCGAGGCCGAGAAGCUGAUGGCCCAGCACGAGGGCAUCAAGAACGAGAUCCAGAACUACGAGGAGGACUACCAGAAGAUGCGGGACAUGGGCGAGACGGUGACGCAGGGCCAGACGGACGCCCAGUACAUGUUCCUGCGGCAGCGGCUGCAGGCGCUCGACACCGGCUGGAACGAGCUGCACAAGAUGUGGGAGAACCGGCAGAACCUGCUGUCUCAGUCCCACGCCUACCAGCUGUUCCUGAGGGACACCAAGCAGGCGGAGGCCUUCCUCAACAACCAGGAGUACGUCCUGGCUCACACUGAGAUGCCCACCACUCUGGAGGGGGCCGAGGCCGCCAUCAAGAAGCAGGAAGACUUCAUGACCACCAUGGACGCCAACGAGGACAAGAUCAAUGGCGUGGUAGAGGCGGGCCGACGGCUGGCCAGCGACGGAAACAUCAACGCCGAACGCAUCCAGGAGAGGGUCGCCUCCAUCGAUGAAAGACACAAGAAGAACCGGGAGGCAGCGGUGGAGCUGCUCAUGAGGCUGAAGGACAACCGAGACCUCCAGAAGUUCCUGCAGGACUGCCAGGAGCUGUCCCUGUGGAUCAGUGAGAAGAUGCUGACGGCGCAGGACAUGACCUACGAUGAGGCCAGGAACCUGCACAGCAAGUGGCUGAAGCACCAGGCCUUCAUGGCUGAGCUGCAGUCCAACAAGGAGUGGCUGGACAAGAUCCAGAAGGACGGGGCGCUGCUGGUGUCGGAGAAGCCAGAGACGGAGGCGGUGGUGAAGGAGAAGCUGGCGGCGCUCCAGACCAUGUGGGAGGAGCUGGAGUCCACCACGCAGACCAAAGCCCAGUGUCUGUUCGACGCCAACAAGGCGGAGCUGUUCACCCAGAGCUGCGCCGACCUGGACAAGUGGCUGGCCGGCCUGGAGGGCCAGAUCCAGUCCGACGACUACGGCAAAGACCUGACGUCCGUCAACAUCCUGCUCAAGAAGCAGCAGAUGCUGGAGAACCAGGUGGAGGUGCGUCAGAAGGAGGUGGUGGAGCUGCAGAGCCAGGUGAAGGCCCUCGGUCAGGAGGUGAAGGACGCCGACGAGGUGGACGGCCGGCGGCAGCUUGUGGAGAAGAAGUUCCAGGAGCUGCUGGAUCCCCUGCGGCACCGCAGGAACUUCCUGGUGGCGUCCAGAGAAGUUCAUCAGUUCACCCGGGACGUCGAGGAUGAGAUCCUCUGGGCUCAGGAGAGGAUGCCGUUGGCCACGUCCACCGACCACGGACACAACCUGCAGACGGUGCAGCUGCUCAUCAAGAAGAACCAGACGCUGCAGAAGGAGAUCCAGGGCCACCAGCCGCGCAUCAACGACAUCCUGGAGCGCAGCCAGGGCCUCCUGCAGGACCAGACCUCCAACAGCGAUGGGAUCCGGCAGCGCUUGGCCGACCUGCAGCAGCUGUGGGACCAGCUGAAGGAGGAGGCGGAGCAACGCCACGCCCGCCUCCAGGAGGCCCACAAAGCCCAGCAGUACUACUUCGACGCCGCCGAGGCCGAGGCCUGGAUGAGCGAGCAGGAGCUCUACAUGAUGUCAGAAGAGAAGGCCAAGGAUGAGCUGAGCUCCGUCACCAUGCUGAAGAAGCACCAGAUCAUGGAGCAGGCGGUGGAGGACUACGCCGAGACCGUCCACCAGCUGUCCAAGACCAGCAGGGGCCUGGUGGCCGACGGACACCCCGAGAGCGAGCGGAUCAGCAUGCGCCAGUCUCAGGUGGAUAAGCUGUACGCAGGGCUCAAGGACCUGUCGGAGGAGAGGCGGGGCAAACUGGAUGAGCGGCUCCGGCUCUUCCAGCUCAACCGGGAGGUGGACGACCUGGAGCAGUGGAUUGCGGAGCGGGAGGUGGUGGCCGGGUCGCACGAGCUGGGUCAGGACUACGAACAUGUCACAAUGCUGCAGGAGCGUUUCCGGGAGUUUGCCCGGGACACCGGCAACAUCGGCCAGGAGCGCGUGGACGGCGUCAACCGACUGGCGGACGAGCUGAUCAACACCGGCCACGGCGACGCCGCCACGGUGGCCGAAUGGAAGGACGGGCUGAACGAGGCCUGGGCCGACCUGCUGGAGCUCAUCGACACGCGGACGCAGAUCCUCGCCGCCUCCUUCGAGCUCCACAAGUUCUACCAAGACGCUAAGGAGAUCCUGGCUCGCAUCGCGGACAAACACAAGAAGCUCCCUGAGGAGGUGGGCCGAGACCAGAACACAGUGGAGAUGCUGCAGAGGAUGCACACCACCUUUGAACACGACAUCCAGGCUCUGGGAACACAGGUGCGGCAGCUGCAGGAGGACGCCGUGCGGCUGCAGUCGGCGUACGCGGGAGACAAGGCCGACGACAUCCAGCGGCGGGAGAGCGAGGUCCUGGAGGCCUGGAGGACUCUGCUGGAGGCCUGCGAUGGACGCAGGGUCCGCCUCCUCGACACUGGAGACAAGUUCCGUUUCUUCAGCAUGGUCCGGGAUCUGAUGCUGUGGAUGGAGGACGUGAUCCGGCUCAUCGAGGCCCAGGAGAAUCCCAGAGACGUGUCAUCGGUGGAGCUGCUGAUGAACAACCAUCAGGGCAUCAAGGCGGAGAUCGACGCCCGUAACGACAGCUUCACCGCCUGCAUCGAGUUGGGGAAGGCGCUGCUGGCCAGGAAGCACUACGCCUCCGAGGAGAUCAAAGAGAAGUUGCUGCAGCUGACGGACAAGAGGAAGGAGAUGAUUGACAAGUGGGAGGACAGAUGGGAGUGGCUGCGCCUCAUCCUGGAGGUGCACCAGUUUUCCCGGGAUGCGGGCGUGGCCGAGGCCUGGCUGCUGGGUCAGGAGCCCUACCUGUCCAGCAGUCUGAUGGGGCAGAGCGUGGACGAGGUGGAGAAGCUCAUCAAACGCCAUGAGGCCUUCGAGAAGUCGGCUGCCACAUGGGAGGAGCGCUUCUCCGCCCUGGAGAGGCUGACCACGCUGGAGCUGCUGGAGGUGAGGCGACAGCAGGAGGAGGAGGAGCGGAUGAGGAGACCCCCCACUCCAGAACCAGCCCUGGUCCAGAAGGAGGAGCCUCUGCAGGAAAGCGCCGUCACCCAGAACGGACUCGCCUCGGACCAGGACUCUCCCCGGGACGCGGUGGACGGCGUAGACAUGGUGAACGGCGUCAUCGAGCGCAGCUCCAAGGAGCCGAGCCCCACCCCCUCGCCCACUCUUGGCAGGAAGAGUAAGAGCAGCCAGUCGUCCACGCUGCCCUCCAGGAACCAGGACUCCAUCUCCCAGAUGGAGGGGCUGCUGCACCGCAAACACGAGUGGGAGGGCCACAACAAGAAGGCCUCCAACAGGUCGUGGCACAACGUGUACUGCGUCAUCAGUAACCAGGAAAUGGGCUUCUACAAGGACAGCAAGGCGGUGGCUCAGGGGAGCGCCUACCACAACGAGACCCCCGUCAGCCUGAAGGACGCCGCCUGUGACGUCGCCUCCGACUACAAGAAGAAGAAACACGUCUUCAAACUCAGAGCCGCCGAUGGAAACGAGUAUCUGUUCCAAGCCAAAGAUGAAGAGGAGAUGAGCACCUGGAUCCAGGCCAUCCUGAACGCCAGCGCGACCGACCUCCCCGACACACAGAGCAGCAACCCCGGCACGCCGGCUUCUGUGCGCGCUCAGACGCUGCCGGCCUCCAUCACUGUCACCACCGAGUCGAGUCCCGGCAAGAGAGAGAAGGACCGGGAGAAGGACAAGGAGAAGCGCUUCAGCCUGUUCAAGAAGAAGCAGUAGAAGAAGAAACGGCAGGAAGGUUCACAGACGUUCUCUGAUCCGAUCACGACUUGGGCGCUGGGUUUUUAUCGUCGCCUCUGGGCCAAUCAUCUGCUCUGAAACCAUUUCACAUAAACAGGAAGUGAUGCUGCAUUUGAGGGCAGCUGGGAACUUUGAGUUUUCAGUGGAAGGAGUCGGGUUUGUUGUUCUCGUCAUUCCUCUAAAAAGCAGCUCGCGCUGAACUCGUUCUCCGUGGAAGCUACAAAUCAUUUGUUCUUUCAGCAUGAAACAGGUUCAACUGUGAGACUGAAAAGACCUGCUGAAUCUGAAUAAAAUUAAUGACGCGGGUUAACGGACGUGACGCUGGCUGAGUAGAUCAGCAAAAAAUUAAAAAUGCAAAGUUCAUCAACAAUUUGGUUCAAAAUGGGUUUUAUCAUAAAAAUAUAAAAAUGUCUUCUCAUAAAACCAAAAUAUAAACAUUCCAGAUAUAAACAUUCACAAAUAAUCCACUAAUUUCACAUUUUUAAAUAAUUUUUCAAAACUUCAGAAAAAAAAAACGCAGUUCAAAAUUGUUUUCAGAGAUUUUACACAUUUGUGAUAAAAAACGUUUUGGAUCAGACCCAAAAAGUGCAGCAUGAACUUUCCCUGUGACAUCACUCCUGAGAUCACUCCCGUGACAUCACUCCUGAUGUCACUGCCCAGCAGCCAAUGGCGGAGGAGAACGGCUGAGAAAGUUCGGAGGGCUGAAAGUUUGGCCAAAGCUUUGGUUGAUCAUUUUUUUUGUUUUUUCAUCUCGUUGUCGUUCGCGCGGUCAGAAGGAACAUGGUUGUUGUGACAUCAUCAUCGGCGCUGUUUCUCCCGCCCGCUGAUUGGUCUAUGAGCAGGGACCACACUUCGUUUUUUUUUUUUUUUAUUUCCUGUUUAUUGUUUUGUUGUGAAUCUGAAGAGACGCCGUCGUUCUUCUGCCGCUCAGAAAUUGGACCAACAGUGCAUUUACGUUUUUGUUUGUUAUGGGCGGCGCCGCUGCACAGCUGUUUCCUGUCCGUCAGAGGUCACCUGUGAGCAGGUGUUCAUGUAAAAACGUCCACUUGCAUGCUUCCUCAGACUCACCUGAAGUUUCUUGGGUUCUGGGACCGCCGAGCUCAGCAGCGAGGCGCCGACCUCCCGCUCUUUGAUACUCGUGUCGCUCUCCGUCACCGUAUAGCUAUCGUAGCGAACAUGUAUGGAAGUUAGCGCCAUCUUACCGCACAAUCAGAGCUGCAUCUGUAGGAAUGAAGAAGCCGAUCAGCCGAGUAUUUAAAGCUUUUCUCAUGUAUGAAACUGCACCUGUAGACUUUGAAGCUCUUUCUGUCUGAAAUGUGGAUGUCAUUAAAGCUUUUAAUCUUUAAAA
Cololabis saira (Pacific saury) is the source of this 8893-nucleotide messenger RNA. RefSeq names its product spectrin, beta, non-erythrocytic 1 (gene sptbn1). Gene Ontology annotation, cellular component: cortical actin cytoskeleton; cell junction; plasma membrane. The transcript has 35 exons. Bases 550 to 7524 code for a protein of 2324 amino acids. Gene Ontology annotation, molecular function: phospholipid binding; actin filament binding; structural constituent of cytoskeleton. Gene Ontology annotation, biological process: protein localization to plasma membrane; actin cytoskeleton organization. NCBI's taxonomy places the organism in Eukaryota, Metazoa, Chordata, Actinopteri, Beloniformes, Belonidae. The record is from RefSeq and is a predicted model, not a curated record.